UUGAGGAUCACAGCUACUAACAAAGUUGGUACAUCACAACCAGCGUAUUUGGAUGUUAGCACGUUGGGCGGACCUGCCAUCGCUCCUACGUCAACGGAGUGGUUCUGGAGCAACUGUUCCCACGUGUUCAUCCAGGCCGCUGGUUGGGAUGACGCGGGAUGUGAGCUCCGAACGUUGGAGCUAGAACACCGGGCUCUUGGAGCGAGGAGCUGGAUGAGGCCUAUCAAUAUAUUGUCAUACACGGGUCACCCCUACCAGUACCGAGGCUCGUUCGCUCUAUCAGGCCUGUCCGCCGGCACCUGGUACGUGUUACGUAUCACAGCCACCAACGAGGCGGGGAGCGUCACCACCGUUUACAACUACGCGACUAAGAACGAGGAUGGCAGUGAAGUUGGUCCUCCGUCAGAAAUCUUCGACAUCAACAUGUUGGUGAUAGUCUUAAGCUCAAUUCUCCUAGCUGUCUGUCUUAUCUGCUGUGUUUAUAUUCUAGUUAAGAGGCAACGUAAUGUCAACUUAACGGGAUACCGCGACUCAAUAACGGUCGACAAAUCUGAAAGUGGCAACAUAACAGCUAACACAUCACACAAAAUAAUAGUAAACAUGUUAUACGAGAUAAGUCCUUACGCACAAUUCGCUGUCGGCUUUCGAACGUUUGGUCACGCUGAAAACAAUGACGGGCCGAGACACAUCAAACACAGAUAUGAUACAGAAACGAGUUUACAAGUUUGCUCCGAGUCAGAAGACAGUGACAGCAUAUCAAAAUCAACCCUCAAGAGCGUACCGAGAAGUAAGUUACGUCUGUAUCCCUACUAA
Messenger RNA from Danaus chrysippus (African queen), 813 nucleotides. The record is from the annotation of a GenBank genome assembly. NCBI's taxonomy places the organism in Eukaryota, Metazoa, Arthropoda, Insecta, Lepidoptera, Nymphalidae.